Molecule: messenger RNA, 2076 nt
Organism: Carica papaya (papaya)
Lineage: Eukaryota; Viridiplantae; Streptophyta; Magnoliopsida; Brassicales; Caricaceae
Source: RefSeq, a predicted model, not a curated record
GUGUACAUGGGAUCACUUCCUAAUGGCAAGUACUCUCCGGAAACUCAUCAUUCUACCAUGCUUCAAGAUGUUGUUGGGGCAAGUUUCGAAAAAAAUAUAUUGAUAAGAAGUUACAAGAGUUUCAGUGGAUUUUCAGCCAAGAUCACUGAUUCUGAGAGACAGAAGCUGGCUGAAAUGAAAGGAGUAGUCUCAGUUUUUCCAAGUAGAAUUUAUCAGCUCCACACUACAAGAUCUUGGGGCUUCAUGGGAUUCAAUAAGACAACUGAUCACAGGCUCCGUAAUCAAAGAAAGGAGAGAGAGCUUGUGGUUGGUGUUAUUGACAACGGAAUCUGGCCUGAAUCACAAAGCUUCAACGACAAAGGUUUUCGCCCUCCUCCAAAGAAUUGGAAGGGUGUUUGUAAGGGCGGAAAAAAUUUCACUUGUAACAACAAAAUUGUUGGAGCGCGAUAUUAUAUUACAGAUUCAGUAAGGGAUACUAAUGGUCAUGGAUCCCAUACUGCUUCAACAGCAGCUGGAAACCAAGUGAGAAAUGUAAGUUUUUAUGGCCUUGCCCAAGGUACUGCAAGAGGAGGUGUCCCUUCUGCGAGAAUUGCUGCAUAUAAAGUUUGCAAUGGAACUAGAUGUUAUUCAGACGCUAUCAUGGCUGCUUUUGAUGAUGCUAUUGCUGAUGGAGUUGAUGUUAUAUCAAUUUCCAUAGGAGGAGACGGUGCUUUUGCUUUUACCGAUGAUCCUAUUGCAAUUGGCGCUUUUCAUGCCAUGACAAAAGGAAUUAUAACAGUGCAGUCUGCUGGAAAUUCUGGUCCGGACAGAUUUUCAGUUGGUAGUGUGGCACCGUGGAUUCUUACUGCUGCAGCAACCACCAUUGAUCGUUCAUUCAUAGACAAAGUUGUUCUUGGAAAUGGAAAGACUUUAGGCAAAUCAAUUAAUUCCUUUAGCCUACAAGGAGUAAAAUACCCUUUGGUAUAUGGGGAAAACGUAACCAAGAACUGCUCUGCUCAAAGUGGAAAGAUGUGCAAUGAAGGAUGUAUAGACAGUGCUUUAGUAAAGGGAAAAAUUGUGCUGUGUGAUAUAGAGAAAGGAUCCUUCGCUGUUCGUGGAGCUGGAGGUGUGGGAUCAGUACUUGUUGACCCAAAUUCUGAGAAGGUUUCCGAGAUAUACUCUUUACCGGCAUCAGUUUUACUACCUGACGACUAUGAAAGAGUCAAGACAUACCUAAAAACAGCGAACAACCCUGUAGCAGAAAUACUAAAAAGUGAGACCAUAGAAAAUUUAAAUGCUCCAAUCAUCGCCUUUUUUUCUUCACGUGGGCCAAACUCAAUAUUACCCGACAUCAUAAAGCCAGAUUUAACAGCUCCAGGGGUGGAUAUCUUGGCAGCCUAUUCCCCUCUUGGUUCAAUCACAGGUGAUUAUUUAGACAAGCGGCGAGUAGGUUACAAUAUAUUGUCCGGAACCUCCAUGGCUUCCCCUCAUGUUUCUGGGGCUGCGGCUUAUGUCAAGUCAUUUCACCCUGAUUGGUCUCCUUCAGCCAUCAAAUCUGCUCUAAUGACAACUGCUUGGAAAAUGACACGUUUCAAAAAUGCUGAUGCUGAAUUUGCCUUAUGGAUCUGGGCAUAUCAAUCCUUACAAGCCGUUGAUCCCGGCCUAAUAUAUGAAGCUGGUAAAGAGGAUUAUAUAAAAAUUCUUUGUUCCUCGGGCUACAAUUCGAGUCAGAUAAAACAGUUAGCAGGAGACAAUAGCACUUGUAAAAGGGCUGAUCAUAAGUCAUUAGUCAGUAAUCUAAACUAUCCUUCAAUGGCUAUCAAGAUUGCUGAACCACGAAAGCCAUUUAGGAUAGUUUUUCAUCGAACUGUUACAAAUGUUGGCCGCACAAACACCACUUACAAAGCAGUCAUCUCCUUGAAUCCAAAUGUUAAUUUCAAAGUGGUGCCUCGAGUUCUCUCUUUCAAGUCUUUGAAUCAGAAGAAGUCUUUCAAAGUUAAGGUUUCUGCAAAUAAAUUGAAAAAGCCAGUGCAUGAAUCUUUGGUCUGGUUCGAUAAUUUCGGUCACAACGUAAGGAGUCCCAUUAUUGUGUAUUGA